AUGGAGGUCACCCUAGAGACUGAGAGCCGUAAGAUCGACGGCGUACCUCACAGCGCACUCCGCUUCGAGUACGGCGACCCGAAUGCUUUCCUCGAGAUCAGCUUCCACCGUACAGUUCGUGUCCCAGACAAUGGAUCCUCCUAUGGACUUCCACCAGACCACAGUCCUUUUCCGCUGUACUCUGUUCGCAAGUUCGAGAAGACCCUUCCUGCGGAUGUCGUUGCCAAAGGCGGCUGCUUCCUUCCAAUCUACCAAAGAGAAGCUAUGUGGAUGUAUUUCGAAGCAUCGCAUCCCUUCGCAGUCAUGGUCUACGUAGGUGGUAUCAAUGCUGUUUCAGGAGAGCCAGUCAAAGAGAACAUAGGAACAAUCAUCCGCCAAAAGACGAAGUUGUCUCAAGGAAAGUCAAUCCAAGACUACGUCGUAGCAGGACCUCAAAGAUGGCUUGACGGAGUUGCAACACAUGAUGGCUCUGUCAGACAGUUUGUUGCCACUCCAAUGGGCUCCGGGUACUCAGUUGAAGCGCAGAUGACAGGAACAGAGUCUUUUGCUGGAUUGCAACUUGAGGUUGUCCCGUUAAAGAAUCACGGCCACAGUCGAAUCAAGAUCAAGGUGGUUGGCUCGACAGACUUGGCACCUGGCAGCUUUGUCUAUUACAUCCUCAAGCCAUCGACCCCGCUCAGCAAAGUCAUGAGAUCUUAUUGCCAGACUGAGCAGAAGGCUUAUGAACGUGUGAGAUUCUUGUAUGAUAGAUCUAGCAUUCGAGAAGAGGAUACUUGUGAAUCUUUGGAGAUGCCGAGUGGUGAUGUCAUCGAGGCUCUUCCCGUUCAAAUAGGAGGAGGCUAUUCCAAUAGCUGUGGAGCUGGAGCACGAGGAUACCCAAAAGAGCGCAACCCCGUAACGACAAUGAGUAUCGCAGCUGGAGGACUUAUCAAACAAUCAAUCGCUGAGGAUAUCUUUCCAGCCGAAGAUUGGGAUACCGAGAACAGCAUCAUUGCCAAUGUCCAGCUCAUCAAUUCAGCAGUCUUCGAAAGCUUCACCGGCCUGAAGCCACCGCCAACUCCAAUCACAGCUGCUACAUAUGCCAAGACUGGAUUUCCAUACUUCUCCAUUUAUGAAGAACCCACAGGCAUUCAUGGAAAAUUUGAAGGUCUAAAGAGCGUUGGAGAACUGGAUAAGGAGAACCGGUUUCAGAUCGCACUCCACAAGCAGGAAGAUAAGAUUUUAACUAGAAUAGUACCGGUCUCCAAAGACUACCAGACGUUCAUUCCUGUUUCCAGAAGAGUUGAGAAGUUGAAGAAAGUUCGGGUGGCAACCGAUCUUUGAUUCUCAAAUACAUUCUUCAAAGAGCUUCCACAAUCAUGGGUUCUGGCGGCUUGAAAGGGACCUUGGACAAAGGGCUAGUGUGGACUACAAAAGUUCUACAGGGCUGAUUUGCGAAAUGAUUCUAUACUUAGCUCUGUGGUUCUUGCUCUUUCCAUUCAUUCAACUAGGCGAUGUUGUUAGGAUUUCAAAUUGAAGAGGACUUCUCUCUGCUCUGGCUGAU
Molecule: messenger RNA, 1543 nt
Organism: Cadophora gregata
Lineage: Eukaryota; Fungi; Ascomycota; Leotiomycetes; Helotiales; Ploettnerulaceae
Exons: 4
Coding region: 1-1323 (440 amino acids)
Biological process (GO): protein sumoylation
Cellular component (GO): nucleus
Molecular function (GO): protein tag activity; ubiquitin-like protein ligase binding
Source: RefSeq, a predicted model, not a curated record